Molecule: messenger RNA, 8202 nt
Organism: Lonchura striata (white-rumped munia)
Lineage: Eukaryota; Metazoa; Chordata; Aves; Passeriformes; Estrildidae
Gene: COLEC11
Product: collectin subfamily member 11
Source: RefSeq, a predicted model, not a curated record
AAAGUUAUGAAGCCUCAUAAAAUGAAGGCUGGUGGUGAGGCUGAGGGAACAUGAGUUUUUCUGUCUCCAGUAGGGGCUGACUGCAGCACUGGUUGGUGUGAAUAAUUCACUGCAGUUUAACAAAGUGCCUUUGCCCUGCCCCUUACUGCCUGCCUUGAGGGUGCUAGUGUGAAAACCCUGCUGACAUGAACAUCUAUGCACUAGUGCUCUGUUCCCUACAGAGCUACAAGUAAAGGACCUUAUUUAUGUAUUGCCAUCAAGUGGAGAAACUUUGUUGGAUUUGUUAGGUCUAUGAGUUCCUAUAUCCCCUCUUCUUCCUUCCAGUUACUCUGUCUUGUUUUCAGGAAAAUCAUUCUUAUGCUUAGUGUCAUGCAGUUGCUACUUGGUGUUGCUAAAUGAUUAAUAGCUAACAUUUCUAAUUAUUGUAUAUUGAGUUAACAUGUGUGGCUCAGUUGUGAUCUGCCCCUGGAGCAGCAAAAGUAAAAUCCAAGCACUGAGAAGAUUGAAGUAGAAGGCCAGGUUUUACACAGUUGCAAGUAAAGUUAAUACUGUGUUGUUGUGGCCAUACUCAUCUUUCCCACUGUACAUCUCGUGUACUGCACAGAAGAGGCAGGAAGGAGAGCUUCAGAGGGCAGAGGUGCUGGGGUAAUGCUAAGAUGUUCAGGUGACAGAUGGCUAUCUUCACAGAGAGAGAUCUGUAAGCUGUGUUUUACCGGGACUGUCUUAACGCUUAAUAAAGUUGUUUCCUAUUUUCUUGGGUAAACAGAUAGUGUUAUGUGAAGCAAAGGGAAUAGGACACAUCAUUGUUCUGCCCUGGGAGAAAGGAGGGGUUGCACUUGGCAUGCUUGUGUGCAUGUCUGUACCAUGGAGGAGUCCUAUCUGCUGCAUCUCCUUGCCACUUUAGGAGUUUCUUGGGGUGCCCUGGGAGGCCUAAUAAGGGCUGGUUAGUGAGGCAGCUCUUUCAUUAGCUAGAACAACAUUUGUGAUGGCCUGCAAUAAACUAAGCUCCUGCAAUUGAGUUCAGAUGCUUAUUUUUUAAAGAGUUUGGGUGUUGGAAAUAGUGAUCCUGCAGAAAAAUCUGAUUGGAAGAUGCUGAUACCAUUGGAUGCUUUGCUAAACCAAAGGGAAAAUCAGAGCCUUGUCAUCUUCUCUUAAGAUUUUUUAAUAACCAUUGUGUUUUUAAAUAGGUAUUGUGUUUAAUCCUCUUCUAGAUACACAGAUAAUGCCAACUGACUAUGCAAAGUGUAGAAAAAUUUUCCUGGAUGCUCCUAAAAUGCAUUAGCAUAUUUUCCCUGUUUCCUAAAAACUUUUUAUUGAACUUUUAUAACCAGUUGGAUUUUAUCUGCAUCGUUUUGGUUUGGUUUGAUUCCAAGAAUUCUACUUGUAGUUGUCAAUGUGGUAUUUAACCUAAAUUUAAAGGGUGAAGAAAAGUUGUGUAGUGGGUCAAGCUGAAGUAGCUGGCCUAACUGGUGUCUUGCUGUAUAGAAACGUAGAAUGGUUUGGGUUUCAAGGGACCUUAAGGAUAAUCUACUCUAGCCCUCCUUGCUGUGGGCAGGGAUACCUUCCUCUAGAUAAGGUUGCUUAAAGCCCCACCCAACCUGGCCUUGAGCAUCUCCAGAGAUGGGCAUCCACAACUUCUCUGGGAAACCUGUUCCAGUUUCUCACUAGUGUCACAGUAAAGAAUUCACAGUAUCUCAUAUAAACCUGCCUCUUUGAGUUUGAAGCCUUUCUGCCUGGCCCUAUCACUACAUGUGCUCGUAAAAAGUCCCUCUCCAGCUUUCUUUUAGCCCUGCGCCCUUUAGGUAAUGGAAGGUGCUCUAAGGUCUCCUCAGGAGCUUUCUACAGGCUGAAGAAGCCUGACCCUUUCAGCCUGUGUUCAUUAGAAAGGUUCUCCAGCCCAGCUUUGAUCAUGUUCAUUAGAGCUCCUGUGGACUCAUUCCAACAGGUCCACAUUUUUAUGUUUGGGGUCUCAGAGCUGGAUAUAGCACAGCAGGUUGGUUCUCAUCAGAGAGGAGUAGGGAGACAGAAUCAACCUGCUGUCAGUGUUUCUUUUGAUGCAGGCCAGGAUGUGGUUGGAUUUCUGGGCUGCAAGGGCGCAUGGCUGGCUCAUGUUGAGCCUCUUAUCAGCCCACAAGUUCUUCUCAGGGCUGUUCUUGAUCCAUUCUCUGCCCAGUCUGUGCUUAUUCUUGGGAUUGCCUGCCCCAGCCCAUGUGCACUUGGUGUUGUUGAACUUCAUGAGGUUUGCUCAGACCCAUCUCUUGAGACUGUCAAAAGAGUCUUCCGUUUCCUUGCAGAGGGGACUCACAUUUUCUUUAGUUUUCAUUUUAUUACCAAUGUACCUAAAGAAACUUUUCUUGUUGCCUUUGAUAUUCCUGGCCAGAUUUAAGUUUCUCAUAUUAGCUUUCCUAACAUGAUCCCUUGUUCAGACAAUCUCUAUCCCUCCCAGGCUACACAUUCUUGCUUGCACCCUCUUCAGGCUUCCUCUCUGUGCUUCAGUUUGUCCAGGAGCUCCUUGUUCCUCUGUACUGGUACACUGUGGCCUCUGAAGGCUGUCCCUCUCUAUCCAGCAAGGCUUGCUGAAAGACUUGGGAAUCAGCUCUUGAAGUGCUACAGUGUCCCAGACAGGCAUGUUAACAUAAUAAAGAACUUAAUGACCAGAGGCUCUUAUGAUCUGGUGAUGACCUAAGCUGCUCCCACGUGGUCCAUGCAUCAGUACCCCAGUUUGCACAUAGUAGUAGCCUGAUUUAGAUUAUGCACCAUUAUGGCUACACUGUUUCCAAUUGGUUUUUGGGGUGGGAAAAGGUUACUUACUCCCUUCUGUAUGUGAACUAUGCCUUUCUCUCUCAUGUGAAAGAAAACCAUGUGCUUGUUUAUUCUCCCUUUUCUAGAGAAAGCACUUUCACUGCAUAUGUAGUGUUUGCCCUUUCCUUUUGAACUCUGGUCAUUUAUGUUUGUUUUCUUUUCUGCUUCCCCAGUGUUGAGUCCUACCUUUUCUACCAACUUUUCCUGAAUGGCUCUAUUUCUCUAUUGAAUUCUGUUUCUGGUCUCAAAGUUAUUUUCCUGUGUUUACAGGGAGAAUAGAUAUGUAUGUAAAUGGAGUUGUCUUCGCCAUGGUAAUAUGAUCUUCAAAGGCUUGGACUACAGUCACUUUGCUACAUUCUUUAUAUAAAAUGUUUGUCUUGGCAAGUUUCUGCCAACAAAGUGCUGUGAAGGCCCAGUCCUACUAAUUGCCUUCUGCUCCCACUGAACUGAUGGGGCCUGUAUGCAUUAAAAAUAGACUUUACAAUUAAAGUUGCAUGGUCCUUAGACUGUUAUGUUAAUGUUCUACCAUUUUGUUCAUUUUCUACCUUUCUUUACUGAGGUAAUCUACUGAGGAAGAGAUCAUUAGCUCUUAACUUUUCAUGACCAUUUGGUGUGUGUUAAAUACAGGAGUCCAUAGCAGCUGAGGUGGAUAACCAGGUUUCAGUCCAACAUGGAAACCUGUAUGUAGGUAGUCCACAGGGAGUCCUGAGUUUGAGGCAUCACUGUCUCUUUUUGUACCUGUUUUUUUCUUUGCCAUUAAAGCUGGUCAGUUUGUGCUGUGGACUAAUAAAAUGGGCUGUCAUGGGCAAGAAGGUUGCACAGGCUUAAGGAGAGGUUUGCUGGGAGAGAGGAUAUGUGAUGUCAAGAGCAAAGCAGGAAGAGAGUACAUCAGUACUGUGCCAUCAGCUUGUACUGCAGGCCCCACCACAACACAAAAUUCUCAAUGGAGUGGACCUACACCUCAAAAGAGAUUGGAAAAGUGAUAAAGUGAGCACACAGAUGGUUCUAUUGCAGCUUUCUCUAGCCCCUCAGUCUAAAACCUUUUCUGUGUUCUGAUACUUUCUUGAUCUUGGGACUGGAAAAUGGAAUGUCCUGCUACUGCCCUUAGCUCCUGUCCUGGUUUUCAAAUAAGAGGUCACAUACUGGGGGUUACCCAGCCUCCCAGCCCACUGGGUGCUUGCUUAGAGCAUGACCCCUCAAACAUUACCUGGAAGAACAGGGAGGAGGGAACAGUGGCACGAGAUGGAUGGUGACAGAUGAUUCACACAAUAUUCACACAAGUCUUACAAAUGCAGCAGCUUUGCAUCAGAGGGUAUUAAUUGAUAUAGUCACAAGUGGUACUCUCUAUUUGUCCUGGAAAUUGAGAGUGAAGCCAUUUAUAUCUGUUGAAGUAUAAACUGCUGUAACUGAGGGGGAUGUUCUCUAAAUCCCACUUCCCAGAAUCAGCUGGCCCCAGUUUUUUGCUGCUUGAAUGUAUAUGGAGUCUUGUGGUUUAUCCAGGCCUCAAACUAGUCUAGGUGUUUAAGGUAAAAACCAGAGUUGUACGACUAUUUAGAAGCUAUAGUGAAAUAGUGCUAAAUUUGUAUCAAAAGAUGUUUUUAAAAAAAACCCCAAAAAAUCAUGAAGAUGCCUGCCAUGUGGAUAAUUUAGCAUUUACAUUGUUGUGGGGUGUUCAGACAUGGCUCUGAAACAGUUGCCUGUUUUACUCAAGUCAAGAAUGCUGCAGCCAGUUGCAAGAAUAGAGAGAAUUUCAGCAAGGGGAGUGUGUUAAUUAUCCACACAAGAUAGUCACAUUCAGUGUUGUGUUUCAUGUGUUUUCAUAUCUCCUGAAGCAAAGGAAGUGUUGUGCUGGGGCAAUGUGCAUGCAUGGCUUAGAGCUGAAUAGAUGUAAAUGGUUAAAAAGGGGUUCUCUGCUAGAGAGGAGGAGGGGAAAGUAAGUGUGCAUUCCCAAAAAAGUACAUUCCCAAAAUAAAAAGCUUACAUCAUGGACCUCUUCAGUUUUCCCACACUUCUUCCCUAAUUAUUGUCCUGCAGGACAGCUGAUCUAUUUCAAACAGGAAGCUGUUUACAGAUAACACUUGCAACUGUUUUGUCUGAUUUGUUGAACUGUCAAAAAGAAAAAGACAACCUCUUUUCAAAUUAAAAACUGUCAGACUUCUGUAAACAUCAGCAAUGAGGUUCAUCUGUGCAGUGUCCCUGCAGGCACAGAGCAUUGUGCAGUUCCCAUUCUCUCAGCAGCCAUAAGGAGUCAGUGACCUGUAAGUGCUCAUUAUGAAGAGAGAUCUGGUUUUCUUGGUGACUCUAAUUAGCCUUGCCUUCCUGUCACUGCUAAGAUCUGGAUAUCCUCAACACAUUGCAGAGGAGUCCUGCUCUGUUCAGAUUCUUGUUCCAGGCCUCAAAGGGGAGGCUGGAGAAAAGGGGGAGAAAGGUGCUCCAGGUCGUCCUGGCAGAGUUGGACCUCCAGGAGAAAAAGGAGAAAUGGGGGACAAAGGACAGAAAGGCAGCAUAGGACGGCAUGGAAAAAUUGGUCCUAUUGGUUCAAAAGGUGAAAAAGGAGAUAAUGGUGACAUAGGACCACCGGGUCCUAAUGGUGACCCAGGCAUCCCUUGUGAGUGCAGUCAGCUAAGGAAGGCUAUUGGUGAAAUGGAUAUUCAAGUAGCCCAGCUGACGACAGAGCUAAAAUUCAUAAAAAAUGCACUGCCCUCCCCCGCAGCUGUCGCCGGCGUGCGUGAGACGGACAACAAGAUCUAUCUGCUGGUGAAGGAGGAGAAGAGGUACAAGGAAGCCCAGCUGUACUGCCACGGACGAGGAGGGACGCUGAGCAUGCCCAAGGAUGAGACUGCCAACAACCUGAUUGCCUCGUACAUCAACCAAGCUGGGCUCACCAGAGUCUUCAUUGGGAUUAACGACCUGGAGAAAGAGGGGAAUUUUGUCUAUUCCGACCGGUCGCCCAUGCAGACCUUCAACAAGUGGCGCAGCGGGGAGCCCAACAACGCUUACGAUGAGGAGGACUGUGUGGAGAUGGUGGCCUCUGGGGGCUGGAACGAUGUUGCCUGUCACAUUACCAUGUAUUUUGUGUGUGAAUUUGACAAAGAAAAUGUCUAAGCUGCUCUGUUCUUUCUCUAUUGUAAGACAAAUGCUUAAGACAAUUGUACAAGUUGCUCCGUGUUUAUAGAGUACGAGUGAAAUUUUGCAAGUAUGUGGCAUCAGGGUUGUACAGCUGUAAAUACAGUUUAGGUAUUUCAAAUAUCAGAAUUUACCCUUCAGAAGGGAAGAGCAGUAAUAAGGCAUAGCUUGGUUGGCUUUUUAUUUAGGAAAAUAUAUCUAUUUAGAUAAAAAUGUGCCCUUACAACAGUUAACAAAUGUGGUUACAUGCCUGUAAGAGUAGGCAGAAUUUGACCUCUAGUUGUUAGAAUGGUUAGAAUUAGAUUCCUGAUAUUCUUUUAUCUUAAUAAAAUUUGUAGCUAUAAAUACUAAUUUCUUGUAGUGCUACAGGGAUAUUUUAGCAACAAGACAUAUUUUGUAUACUCCAGUCAAUAAGUACAAAUAUUACUGUAGGUUUUUUGAAUGUUACAAUUUUAUUUUUUUUUAACUGGCCAAAGCAAACCAAAAGUCAUGAUUUAUACAAUUUUAUAAUGUUUCUUCAUUGAUCUAUUCACAGAUGUAUGACCAAAAAGCAUUUAAGUAAACUGAAUUUUAGUUCUGAGGGAGGACAAAGUCUAGUGAAAGGUGUUCCUGCCCAUGGCAGGAGAUUGAAACUAAGUAAUCUUUAAGGUUUCUUCCAACCCAAACUAUUUUAUGAUUCCAUGUUUCUAUGCUAUGAAAAUUGUUAUAAUUUAGUAUUGAGGGUUUCCAUCCAGAUGGUGUUUUGGGGUUGGCUAAAUGUAAAAGUAACAAUUCAAUUUUCUGCAUUCCUUUGCUGAAAAUUAUUCAGUACAUGAAGUAUUUCAGAUACUAUAUAAUUCCCUAAAAUAAACAUUUCACUUUUUUUUUAGAAAAUCUUGGUGUGUCUUGUUACAAAAUAAGCAAAAAUACCAGCCCUCCACAAUUUAAGGCAGACUUCAUAUGUAUGCAAUUAAGCUCAUGAAAACAAAUUAGCAAUCAGUUCCUUUUAGUAAGAAAGCAUCUUAAAUGUUUGCACAGAUUGUUAAAAUAAUCCCUUGAAAAGCAGAAAAGUUUCCAAAUUUUUCCUGUGUAUAUAGCAGUAAUAAAUAACUUUGUGCAAAUAAUUUAUGUACCAAAUUUACAAUUGCAUGUGAUGGAAAAUGUGAUGUAUAUUAAAAAAAAUCACCCCAGCAUAAUUUCACAAAAGAAAUGAUGAAUUACUUUAAAUCUUCCCAGGAACCAGUUGCAUGCCACCUCAUCUCACUGUUAGGCACAGAAAAAUCAAAAAAAAUUUGCAAAAUCCCUGUGUUUCUUUAGGAAUACCUCGCACAGUGUUUUAAGAUGAUUUUUAAGGAUAAAUUAUCAUUGCAUAACAUUCUGGUCAAAAUGCAUAUCUGAUCAUUAUGGAAGAUUGGCAUAUAGGCUAUCCACAGUGGAAAUGGCAUGUGGUCCCAGAGAUUUCCUGACAAGGAAACCAACUCAUCAACCUUGCUGUGCUGUGCCAUGUAAACAACCAAUAACCAUACAAGGCUGUUCAUAUCCACAGAUGCUGACAUUAAUUGAUUUAUAUACCUAAGAAAACAAACUGUUUUGUUUGAUAUAUUUACUCUGUAAAUCUCACUACUUUAUAUAUAUAUAUGUUUGCUUUAAUUUUGAAGAUCACUAGCAGUACUAUAGUAUCCUAUAGUAUUUGAUUAUCAGCCCAGCUCCAGAGAAAUCACUUAAAUGGGUCCUUUGAUUGCUUUCUUUUCUUUUAAUAAAGAUAGGUAUGAUACCUGUGUGUUAGUCAUUCUACCAACUGCAUAUUGAAAUCUAUUAAAUAAUGUGAAUUUCUUUCUACACUAAUAUACAAAGACUCUGUAGAAUUUGCAGGGAGCUAACAAUUCCAGUAGAGCAAUUUGUUUAGAGUAGUGCCUUUUGAAUAUCAUGAUUGUUUCCUGCCUGCUAUAGAAAUCCUCAGAAACCGUUUAAAUCUCCAACAUACUUUUGUCAAAUCAUUGUUGCUAUAUUAAAACAGUCCAAACCUGAGAUACAGAUAUUUGAAGCUCCCUCAUUAUGUGUGCUGAAGUUGCUGUUUUUCACCUAGGUUUUGAAAGUUUCUGUUGUAUUGUUCAAUUUCCUCAGAAAGAUGAAAAGAGGACUUCUAUGGAGAUAGGAAGCUUUUUGAGAUGUUAUAUGCUCCUAUUUUAGCUGAAGUCACACCAGGUUUUAAAGAUUUCCUCGAUAUGUGUAGCAUUUAAACAGUCUCAAUUUCUAUUAAAAUUUAGGAUAAAGAAUAAAAGAAGUGGAAAAACA